CGCAGCUAAGGUGCAGUAAAGCUGAACAGCAGCGACUGGCCUGAGCGAACCGAAGACUCCUGAAGGAGCAACUUUGGUCUGCGGAGGGAAUUUAGCUAGAUAUUAUUAAUCACAUUACUCUGUUUAUUGGCUGACCGAGGCUGGGGAGCUUUUACGAGCAGUUUUAUUACCCCGUGCCUCUUUAUUCCCGCUGUUUUAUCUGUGGGGAGCUGAGUGAGGCGGGCGCCAUGGCCAGCGGUCGGAGUGUGGAGCCCCUCAGUUUCAGCGAAAGCAGCUAGCGAGCUUCAUUUGGAGAAGAGCAGCUACUUCUGCGGGCGGAGAGUGGAAGACUGGAGCUUUCUUUAAAACCAAACUAAGCUAGCUGACUAGCUAACGAGAGGACACGUCCUGAAUUUUGUCCGUUUCCAUGCUGAAUAUAAUUUUACGAGCCUAGCAACAGCUAAGUUAGCUGGAGAACUAGCGAGCUAAGCUAUCUGUAAUUCGCCUCACUAACGUAGUUAGCAAGCUAGCUAACCUGAGGUAAACGGGCAGGACGGGAUUGGACUCUCUCAGAUAUUUUUGAGAAAAUGUAUUAUUUUUAACAGCUCCAUAUCCGUGCCAUUUGUGUCAAUUAAAUGUCUUCGUUUUAACCAUCUAAAAAAAGUGACUGCAGCUGUUUUUGAGGGCACACAUUUCAUGGCUUUGUCCCUCAAACACUGUGUCCAGGAAAUUUAGCGUUAGCUAGCCUAAGCUAACGCCAGCUAUUCUAACUAACAGCACAGCGUGGUGGAGUUGGCUUUUCUCCUCUCUCUGAUAAAAAACCCACUUUAAACCACGAAGUAAAACAGGAGAAUCUUUCAGAAGAAAGGGAAACAGAUUUUGGAGCCGUUGUCGCUGGAGAAACCCAGAGGAAAAGGCUGAGAAAUGUCAGGUCGGCCAAGAACCACCUCCUUUGCGGAGAGCAAACCCGUGUCGCAGCCUUUAGCGUUUGGCAACGUCAAAGUGAGCCGGGAUAAAGAUGGCAGUAAGGUGACGACGGUGGGAGCGACCCCAGGGCAGGGUCCAGACAGGCCUCAGGAGGUCAGUUACACGGACACGAAGGUCAUUGGAAAUGGCUCUUUUGGUGUGGUCUACCAGGCUAAGCUCUGCGACACUGGAGAGCUGGUCGCCAUUAAGAAGGUCCUGCAGGACAAGAGGUUCAAGAACCGUGAGCUACAGAUCAUGAGGAAGCUGGACCAUUGCAACAUUGUUCGCCUGCGUUAUUUCUUCUACUCCAGUGGGGAUAAGAAGGACGAAGUGUACCUGAACUUGGUGCUGGACUACGUCCCAGAGACUGUCUACCGAGUUUCCAGGCAUUACAGCCGAGCCAAGCAGAUCCUUCCCAUGCUUUAUGUAAAGCUGUAUAUGUACCAGUUGUUCCGCAGUUUGGCAUACAUCCACUCCUUUGGGAUCUGCCAUCGGGACAUCAAGCCCCAGAACCUACUGCUGGACCCUGAGACUGCUGUGCUCAAAUUAUGUGAUUUUGGCAGCGCUAAGCAGCUGGUGCGUGGUGAGCCCAAUGUCUCCUACAUCUGCUCUCGCUACUACCGAGCCCCUGAGCUCAUCUUUGGAGCCACAGACUACACCUCUAGCAUAGAUGUGUGGUCAGCUGGCUGUGUGCUAGCGGAGCUUCUUCUGGGGCAGCCCAUCUUCCCUGGGGACAGUGGGGUUGACCAGCUAGUUGAAAUCAUCAAGGUCCUGGGGACCCCCACUCGUGAGCAGAUCCGUGAGAUGAACCCCAACUACACGGAAUUCAAGUUUCCUCAAAUUAAAGCCCACCCGUGGACUAAGGUGUUCAGACCGAAGACCCCUCCUGAGGCGAUUGCUCUGUGUUCUCGGUUGCUGGAGUAUACACCCACAGCACGCUUUACUCCUCUGGAGGCCUGCGCCCAUGCCUUCUUUGACGAGCUACGCGUACCAACCCUCAAACUCCCCAAUGGCCGAGAGAGACCACCACUCUUCAACUUCACCACCCAGGAGUUGUCCAGUAACCCAUCGCUGGCAUCCAUACUUAUCCCUGCACAUGCCCGCAAUCAGGCCGGAGCCUCCCCUCCCUCAAACGCCUCAUCUACGGCAGAUGUCAGCAGCGGCGAACGCGGCCCAACCACCAACGCUGCCUCCGCUUCUGCCCCAAACCCCUCGACCUGAGCCCCACCCACCUCUCAACAGGCCAACCCCCAUGAUGCUGCUCAUUUACAAUGCCCACUCCCCAAGUUAGGGGCGCGGCUACAAAAAAAAGAACGAAAGAAAAAAAAGAAAACAAGUCAUGACGAGGCACGGACAAACCUACCGAACUUUCUCUCCCCUCAACCCCUCGCCAUUUGUUUUAUUUUUAUUGUCGUUUUAUAAUUUAUUUAUACUAAAGGACAACAAGGAUGUCUUUAAAAAAACAAAAACAAAAAAAAAAAACAGCCUCGCAUUCGUUCUCGACUCGGGGACAAGAGGACUCUGGGACUGUGGAGAAGUUGAACAAUAAUGAUGAUGAUAAUUAUGAUAUAUUAUAUAUAUAUAUAUAUAUAUAUAUAUAUACACACACACAGACACACCCACACAUACACACACGUCUGCUUAUGUAGAGAUACGUAGAGAUAUGUAGAGCGACAAAUAUGAGGCUUUGUGUGUCUCUUUUUGAAUCGUAAUUUAAUUUUUGUUUUAUUUUAUUUUUUUAAAGGGUGAUUGGUUCACAGUAGCCUUUGUUGCCGCCCGUCUAGUCAUUAAAAGCAAAAGCGGAUUUCUUCACUUUAGCUCCCAGCCUUGUGACCCUUGCCCUUCUGGUGCAGGACCCAAAAGAACAAAAACGUUGAACCGAACACAACAGACGUUCUCAGCUUUGGGUCGUCUGAGAGACGAUCAGUGUGUCUCAGUGUGUACUGAAGCAUCUCGGAGUAAAUGUGCGCUGCUGAACUAGGAUUGUUCUGAGCUCUGAAAGCUCAUUAAGAUAAGGGCAAAGACUGAUCCCAGAUCAAAGAUAAGAUGAUGGUUUAUACUGAUGUAUAAACGACAGUUGUGUAUCUUUUUGUGUGCGUUUGUUUUUGUUCGUUUGUUUUUUCCCAUCAUAAUGGUUAAGGUUCUGAUUUGGGUUGGGUUGAGUCGACUGAUCCCAGAUCAGCUUAAACAUAAGGGCUACUUCCACCUGCAAGUGGGCGAGAGCAGAUUUCCUAGGCUUUGCGGACUGCACAUUGGUUUCCUGUGAAAUACCUUUGUCUAUAACGUUAUAUAAUGUCUAUAAUGUUGCCUUUUCACUUCUUGUGUGGGGUUGAUACACGUGGGGUUGUAUGCUCGGCUUCGACGGUAUGCUGCUUUAUCCUUAAUGUUUCUUUGUUCUGUAUGUUUUUCUGUUCCUUGUUUUUCUUUUUAAAAGUGUGUUUAAAGGAGUAUACCUCUGUUUUUACCUUCCCUCCUCCACAUACAUGCUAGUCUUCCCUUCUUCUUCCGUUUACUGUGUACACUCACUUUGAAACGCUUGGGUUUUUGCGUGCGUUUGUGUGAGUGCGUGUAUGUGCGUGCAUGAGCACGCAUGCUGUCGUUGUAGUAUGUCUACUGUAUUUAAAAUAUGCCGACCCCUAGAGGGCGUCAGUGAGCAGAGGAAAAAAAUUAUAUAUGUAUACACACAAAAAUAAACAAGCGAUGACAAACGAAGACGUUUUCAAGAAGUAGUUCAGGAGCGAAGAUCAGGGCUGAGUCUAAUCAAUGUAGUCUCGAGCUGUACAUACAUUUCUUGCCCUAGCCAUAGAAUGCAAAAUGGCCAACGGAGACGCAGCGGGGGCGGCUGCGAAGUGUAUGUGGUAGUUUCGGAGUGCCUUUACUUCCACUGAUUCUUUUAUGUCGCCAUUUCUCUGUUCUGGUCUGUUCUGUAGAACUGAGCCUUUCCCUGCUGAUCUUUUGACGUAUUUUACGAUCUUUGCAGAGAUUUGCAUAGGUUGCGGGAAAGGUAGGAAGAGACUGAAGGGGUUUUUGGACAAUGUUUGUUUUUGUUUGCUUGUUUAAAAUAGUAUUAAGAGCAAAAGCUAAUCGGCAUUACUGGCAUUACCGGCAUUUUCCGGAACUCCUUCCGCCCAGAUGGUGUUAUGUCAAAUUUGUACAAAGAAAACCACUAUGGAAGAAAAUCUAGAACAGAUCGUGAUAGCAGUAACAGAAGCUGAAUAAAAAAAAGCAAAAAUGCCUAUUUGCUGCUGAUCUGAGACCAGUUUUCAGUUUUGUGCUCUCUUGUUAAGCAUUAAUCUCAGUGGUUCAGGAUGUUUGGGUCGGGUUGAGCUGGUUCAGGAUCAGUGCGAAUGAGGCGAUGAUUUCUCUCAUAGCGUAAUGGACCUCCCUGGAGUGCUGUUGAAAGGCUGCUGCUCUGCUUCUGUUGAAUCCACAGUUCUAGUCUCGUGUUUUUGGGCCUUUGUUAUGUGCUAUUGUUAAAGUCUUCUACAAACUAACCAGAGCUUGUUUAACAUUCAUGUAAAAUCUAGAUUUUUAGUGAAAAAUUUCACACUGCUGCUUCAAACCUGACUAGUGCGCCCCAUGUGGGUGGAAAUUCUGUGAACUUGAGGGAUGUCUGACAUAGAUAUCGUCUCUCUAAUUGGCUGCUUUUCUUUACUCUCUACUCUGCUUGUUUCUCAGUAAGCCCCACCUUCAAACAAGUUCCUAACCUGCAUUUUUUUUUCAAACUUGCUAUCAUAGUAACCUCAAUCUCGCUUAAUAAUGUGAUGCACCUCCCGUUCUGUUUCAAAUUGCAUUGUGGGAUAACAGUUUCAAUCUAAACCACACUCAAAAAGUGGUCCGGUUCAGAGCGUGGAUUGUAGAAAUUUGCUCAUAUACUUAGUUUUGACUACGUACUAAGUACUUCAUACUCAAAAAGUAGUUAGUAUGUAAUUAGAAUGCAGCCAUUGUAUUUACGAGGAUAUGCAAGGGUAAGAACCUGUUCCAAAACACAAACAAAAUCAAGGGAUUUAACUGCGUUUACCUUGAUUUACAAACAACUAAAUCUUAUCUGAAGUUAAGUCAGACUUUCCCAGACAUGGAUUAAGCCUAGUCUUGGAUUACAUAGCAUUUUGAAUAGAGAUUCUUCAUUACAAGAAAGAUGUAGUCUACUUUUAGGCCACAUUUCUUUUUUUAUUUUAUAAUGAAAAUGCUAUGUAAUAUUUAGUGUAAAAAAAAAAGAAAAAAGAAAAUUUAAUUGCACAUUUUCAAAAUAAUACCAGAUAAUACCUGAUUCAGAUGCUUAUUUACAUCCCUAGAGUUUGUUGAAUUGGACAAUGUUUUUUUUUAUCCCCAUGAUGGUGCUUAUUCAUUAUCAUCCCUGUUUUCCUUUCUGUAGUGUGAUCUGUAUUGAAACUAGGGGUGGACGAUAUUUAUAGGCAUUCUAACGAUAUGUAAUAUUUCUUGUGCUUUUGUGUCACACAGAUGAAAUGCAUUAGUUGGGGCAGAUUCUUAAACCUGCACUCUCUACCAUAGUUGGUACAGUAUUUUUAUGCAAAAUGUACCACUGGAUUAAUUACAAACUGUGUAAUUAAAUGAGCUGUUAGCAGUUAAUUGGUCAGUUUUCGUUUUAAGCACUGAGGAAAUUCACAAUAUUUUCAUGCUUAUAAAUGCAUAUUGUGCAUCACGAUAACAAAAUUGCUCAUAAUACAUUAUAUUGUGAUAACAAUAUUGCCAAAUUGCCCACCCCUAAAUGAGAACCUUUAUGGCUCAGAGAAAAACAUGUAAAAAAAAAAACAAAAUGAAUUAAUGUUUUAAAGAAGAAGGUAUACAUGUUUAUGGAGUUUUAACCUAGCUUGAGGUUUGCUUGUUUAUUUGUCUAUUUGUCAAUUAUAUAUUUUUUUCUGCUAACCAGCUAACCAUUAAGAAAGGGAUAUAAAAUAAAUGAUGUCAUACUCUACAGUAUUACCUAAUCAACUAUGGCAAUAAGUAUUACACAAUUGAUGAUCACUUCUUUUUUUGUUUGUUGUUGUUUUUUUGUUUGUUUUAUUUUCUAUGUCUACAAAGCUGUAACAUACCGCUUUCAGCAGCACUCAAAGGGGGAUAUGUCAUGUAGCACCAAGUACAUAAUUAAAAGCGUAAUAAUAAUAAUACCAUUAAUAAUACAUGUAAGCGUAUGUAAAUGCUUUCCUUCUUUAAAUCCUACAACAGCCAUAGAUAUGUCGCUUCCCACACCACGACUGCGAAACGCAUCAGAUCACGUUCAGACACGUGACAUUUCGGGGAAGAUCGUAACCUGUCCGUCACGCAGUUUUUUUAUUUUUUCUUAUUUUUUAUUUUUUUAUGAAAUUGCUUUAAAAACAAAGACGACAAACUGAAAUUAAAUUAACAGGAUAAAAAAGGGUUGCUGCAUAUUUGGACAUAAACUUGUGUAUAGCUGUUGGCAGUUGACAAAGAGACUUUGUAACCACAGACAAAAAGAAGAACACGACUAUGACAUUGCUAUUACUUGAAUGCCUGUUGACUAUUUUUUUUAUAUACAUAUAUCUAUAUAUAUAUAUAUAUAUAUAUAUAUAUAUAUAUAUAUAUAUAUAUAUAUAUAUAUAUAUAUAUAUAUAUAUAUAUAUAUAUAUAAUUUCAUCCAAAACAGAUCUGUUUGUUUUCCCUCCUGUGAUGGUUAUGCUCAAUGUCUCUCUCUGUAAAUACUGUUCCGUUCUCCUGUGUAAAAUGGUUCAGAGAAGUAGUUACCCGGUACUGUAAUUUGCAUUGAAUAAAGUGUAGGUUAGCCUGAAAUCACACUGAAAA
Molecule: messenger RNA, 6726 nt
Organism: Astyanax mexicanus (Mexican tetra)
Lineage: Eukaryota; Metazoa; Chordata; Actinopteri; Characiformes; Acestrorhamphidae
Gene: gsk3bb
Product: glycogen synthase kinase 3 beta, genome duplicate b
Exons: 11
Coding region: 904-2166 (420 amino acids)
Biological process (GO): regulation of microtubule cytoskeleton organization; protein phosphorylation; extrinsic apoptotic signaling pathway in absence of ligand
Cellular component (GO): cytosol; beta-catenin destruction complex; nucleus
Molecular function (GO): tau-protein kinase activity; beta-catenin binding; ATP binding
Source: RefSeq, a predicted model, not a curated record